This is a messenger RNA of Paralichthys olivaceus (Japanese flounder), 1339 nucleotides long. Lineage: Eukaryota; Metazoa; Chordata; Actinopteri; Pleuronectiformes; Paralichthyidae. The record is from RefSeq and is a predicted model, not a curated record.
UACUUCGAGGUGCCCUUUGACUCCAACAUGAACCGUACGAAGAACCGUCCACUCGUCAGAGGACAGAUCAGUCCCCUCCACGCGGUGUCCUUCGCUCUCGCCUGUGGAGUACCCGGAGUCGCUCUGCUCACGCUGGCUGUAAACCCGUUAACAGGCUUCCUGGGUGCCCUCAACAUCUUUCUCUACACCUGCUGCUACACACCUCUCAAGAGGCUCAGCAUCACCAACACCUGGGUGGGAGCGUUGGUGGGCGCGAUACCUCCUGUCAUGGGCUGGACGGCUGCCACUGGGUGUCUCCAUCCAGGUGCUUUGUUGCUGGGUGGUUUCCUGUACAGCUGGCAGUUCCCUCACUUCAACGCCCUCAGCUGGAACUUGAGGGAGGACUACUCCCGUGGCGGCUACCGCAUGAUGUCCGUCACCCACCCUGGCAUGUGCAAGCGGGUGGCCCUGCGCCACAGCCUGGCUCUGGUGGGCCUGUCGACCUUAGCGCCCCUGUUGGACGUCACCACCUGGACUUUCCCGCUCAUCUCAUUACCCAUCAACCUGUACAUCAGCUACCUGGCCUUCCGCUUCUACCGCAAGGGCGACCGCAGCAGCGCCCGCCGGUUGUUCUUCUGCAGCCUGUGGCACCUGCCCAUGCUGCUGCUGCUGGCGCUCACCUGUAAGAAGCCUCGCAGGGAACAGGAAGAUGCGGCGGCUCCGCCUGCGGCUGCUUCUUCUUCCACCGUCGCUCUGCAGAGCUAACUCCUCUAACGCCUCAACGCCUCUGAACUGAACUGAGCUGCUGCCUCAGAUUUUCUCGGACCACUCGUCCUGCUGAGUCGGGGGCAGGGUGAUGGUCACGUUAUUUUACCUGUUUAAUGGAAGCCAGUGGUGCUCACUGCAGAUCAGGAACGAUUGUGAUCAAAACAGCCGAUUUACAGAAAAACACACUGAAUUAUUCCACCACCUUGUGAUCAUUUCAAUGUGUGUGUGUACUGUGUAUAUUCUGUAUUUAUUUAUAAGGGGCCCAACAGUUCCUCCGUGUUGUACAGCGUACAUUGCUCCUGUGGAUCCACGCAGCAGCUCCGUCUGCAGAUUUACCCGAUGCGUUGUCGAAAUGCAAAUUAGAAGAUGGACACGAAACCAAAAGAUUUAUAUUUGAUUUAAGAAAAUAGAAUAUAAACAUACUCAGAAGCAUUUUGCGACUCAGCGAUUUCAGUGAUGGGUCUGUCUUUUACGUGAUGGUUUAUUUCAACACGGUUCACCGGCACCAGAACAAACGGAACGGUUGACUCCUGCAGGAAAACACAAGAGUAAACGUUCUCUGAACAAUAAACAAGUCAUGAUUGUGAUUCUG